AAUGUGACGGCACAAGCGCUGGCAUCCUGCUCUCCCUUGCUCUCUGGCUAACGGGAGCUCCACAAAAUUUCCCCCUGUUUGUUGUUGGGCGCGCACGCACACAGGAACUUGAACCCACCACACCGACGAGCGAGACAGGGCGAGUGGAGCCCCGUCAAGUGGGAGCGGGACGGAGCAAGAGCGCCAGGCGGAGCAGCGAUAUAGGCGCUGCGCUGCGAGAAAGUUGCGGGCCCGUCCGCAGAGCGCCAUCGUCUUCAGCGGAGCACACACAGCAGCUAGGUGUGCUCUUCCUGCAGCGCCAGAUAUUGUAAAUAAUUAACAGUAAAAACUCACCACCAAAGAAAGUAAUAACCGAAAACGCUUAAGCAAACCAAAGAUGCAUAAAUCUUAACCAACAUGAUACAUAGCCAAUAUGUAUAUAGAAACUAGUAACGAUAAUUAAAGUAAACGCGAGGAAUUACACCGAUCCCGGCAAGCAAAUGUCCGGAUAGGGGAGCCGCCACCUGACCAAUGGAUGAAAAUGCAGCCGUCGUCGCCGUCACUUUCGCCGUCGUCACUUUCGCAUCGCUUUUGUCAGCAGCAACAGCAGCAGCAGCAACAGCAGCAACAGGAAAAAUCAGAGAAGCAGCAGCAGGAUCAGAAAGAGCAGUUCAAGCUGGCCGGAUUCUCGCCCUGCCACGCCCACGCCAAUCGAACGCCCUCGGUCGGUACGGCAGCGCUGCCUCAGCUGGCGUCGACGCCCGCACCGGCAGCAGCGGCCUAACUUGCCAAACCGAAAGAAUCCCACUUCGAAAUAGCCCAUCUAGACCGCAGCAACAGAUAUUGCAUCUGCGACAUAUAUUGCAACUGCAACAGCCAAAAAUAUUGCAGUUUUAGCUGCGGCAGCAACACAAAUUGCAGAUCCAACUGCAACAGCAACAGAAAUCGCAGCAACCUCAAGGAGGCCAACGCACAGAGAAACAGCUACGCAUAAGGCAGCACAAAAAGGCGCAGGAUAGACCGGAAGCGGAAGGACCGGAAGAAGGGCGGGCAGCGGACACAGGCAAACAAAAUGGCGGAUGGUGGGCAUUCAUUCGUGAAGAAGACAUUUCAUAAGCCAACAUAUUGUCACCACUGCUCGGAUCUGCUCUGGGGCCUCAUCCAGCAGGGAUAUAUCUGCGAAGUUUGCAACUUUAUUAUUCACGAACGAUGUGUCAGCAGCGUGGUAACGCCCUGUUCCGGCAUCGCUCCAUGCAUUAUAAAGAAUCCCGUUGCCCAUUGUUGGUCCGAGCCAACUCAUCACAAGAGAAAAUUCUGCACAGUCUGCCGUAAGCGAUUGGAUGAAACGCCAGCGGUGCAUUGUUUAGUCUGCGAAUAUUUCGCGCAUAUUGAGUGCCAAGAUUUUGCCGUGCCCGAUUGCACCGAGAAUGCCACUUAUGUGCCGGGCAAGGAGCUGCUUAAUGUGAAGCAUCAGCAUCACUGGCGAGAGGGCAAUCUUCCAUCAACGUCCAAAUGCGCCUACUGCAAGAAAACCUGUUGGUCCUCGGAAUGUCUCACUGGCUAUCGCUGCGAGUGGUGUGGCAUGACGACCCAUGCUGGAUGUCGCGUGUACCUGCCAACCGAAUGUAAUUUUGGUAUUCUACAACCUAUCUACUUACCUCCGCACUCAGUCUCGAUUCCGCGCACCGAGGUGCCCAUCGAGGCCAUUAUCGGCGUCCAGGUCAAAUCGAAGACUUCGCUCGUGCGUGACUACUCGUGUCCCAGUCCGGAUUUGAGCUGCCCGAUUCCGGGUGCGGGAUCGGUGUCCCUGGCGGGUCUCAGCCUGAAGGAGCUGCUCGAGCUCCACAGGCAGAGGCGCGAGCAAUCGAAACAACAUUUUCUCUUUUCCACACCGCCCACACCCACCUCCUGCGGCUCCAUCUCGCUCUGCCACUCGCCCACGCCCUCUUGCCUCACAGUCGGCGAAACGAGCAACGAGGCGGAGCAGGAUCGCAAUCGGGAUCGGGAUCAGCCGGAGGAGGAGCCCGAGGAGGAGAACACGGAGCAGGACAGCGCGCUGCAGCUGACCACGUCCACGUCGCAUGUGGUUGGCAAUCUGCAGAAGUCGCCCUCGGCCAACUCCUCGCUGCACCUGCUCUACACGAAUCUCUUCCGGAAACUGGGCCAGGGCAAGCGGAGGCGGAAACGGGGCUCCUCCGGCGGGGGCAUCUCGCCCAGCGAGGACGAGGACGACGUAGACGGCGGAGUCUGUGAUAUAAGCGGCGGCGAUCUGAGCGACGACUACGACCACUGCGACGUGGCGCUUCGCCGGCGAUCGCUGCGCAGCCGGCAGCCACGGGACGUCAGCGAGACGGACUACCACGGCGAUGCCGAGAUGGAGAUGGAGACGGCGGAGACGGCGCCGCGGGAGAGCUGCUACGAGACCUCGGACACGGGCGGAGAGCUGACCAACACCGACGACCUCGACAGCAGCCUCAACCUGAUCAGCAACCUUAGCUAUAAUAGUAGUAAUAACAGCAAUGCCUCGGGAGGAGCGGCUGCUCCGUCCGCCAAGCCAACCACCACUGCCCCGGAAAAGUCCGGACACGCCUUGAGCGUCCAGGGCGGACGCCAGCAACCCAAGACUGGGGCUCUGGCCCAGGCCAAGCCCAAGCCCAAGCCCAUACUCAUGGCCAAGCACAAGGCGCCGGGCAAGGGCGGCUCCCUCAGCUCGCCGCUGUCCAACUCCAACUCCAGCGACUGCUCCUCGGCCUCGCCCUCGGCCCCGGCCACCCUGCUCCAGCUGUCGCCGGUGGGGAGGAGCAAGUCCUUCCAGGAGUCGGCGGCCAUUACGGCCGUCGCGCGCUACAAGAAGUACGGACGCGGCCUGUUCCAGCGCCGUCGCUCGAAGAGAUCGCCCAAGAACGCCGGCGGAGCGGGGGGCAAGAGCAACUACAGCCUGGACAGGUUGUCGCAGAACAUCGAGAUCACCAUCCAGGACGAGGAUGGCAACUACCAGGCGUACGACGACAACUACCACACGCUGGCGCGGCGACUGGACGCCACCGAUGUGGACGACGACGUGGGCUUCGAGGAUCUCUACCUGGACGAUCGGCCGAGCGGGGUUAGCGGGGCCAGCGAUGACCUGGCCUUCGCCGGCGACAUCAGCGACGGCGGGGCCAGCAGUCGGUCCAGGGCCAGUGACGCCAGCGAUGGCCAUGUCCUGGGCCGGCUGCUCCGCCAGGUGCGGCAGGGUCUCUCCGUCGGCUGGCGCAAGCCGCGCUACCAGAAGCGCAGAGCACGCAGCAUAUCCGAGGAGUUCAGCAGCGGCGACACACCCCGUUUUAAGGACGAGGAGUCGGCCAGCAAGACCGAGUCGGGACAUGGACCCAGUAGCAGUGGCGCAGGUGGCGGCGGAGCAGGAGGCUCGUCGGCAGCUGGUGCCUCGGCAUCGGUCGCAGGCGGUUCCUCCGGGCACUACAGGCCCGAUUCCGGCUCCGGCCACAAGUCGGAUAAGUCGGAGAAGGAUCGCGAGAAGAAGGAGAAGGAGCGCGAGGAAAAGGAUAUAGAGAUGAUCAAGGUGUUCGAUGGCAACAACUCAUUCCGACGCCAGCAGUACCGGGUGAUCAUCGUGCAGCGCACCUACACGCUGGAGCAGCUGCUGACCACCGCGCUGCGGGCAUUCCACAUUACGCGCGACCCGCAGGCCUUCUACCUGACCGACCUGUACGCACCGGCCGGCAUGGAGGACACCCCGAUGCUGGAUCCCACGCCCGUGCUCAACCUGACGCACCUGGAGGGCAAGCGGCCGGCCAUUUACCUGCGGUUCCAUGACCGCGACCGCGGCCAUGUGCGCGUCUACCCCGGCAAGCUGCAGUGCUCGAUGCUGGAGGAUCCCUAUGUCAGUGUUCCUGUAGAUAAUAGCACAGUUAUUAAGGAUUUGAUACGCGACGCCCUGGACAAGUUUGGGCUGCAGGAUAACCAAAUACAGGACUACAGAUGCUCGGAGGUGCUGCUCGAUCGCGGGGUGACCGAGCGCAUCUUGUCGUGGAACGAAAGGCCCUGGGAUAUUAUGAAGCAGCUGGGCAAGGACUCGAUUCGCCAGAUGGAGCUGAUGCGUUUCUACAUGCAGCACAAGCAGGAUCCGCACGGUCCCAACAUCGCGCUGUUCGUGGGCAAUCUGCCCACUGGUCUGUCGCAGCGCAACUACGAGCAGAUCCUCAACAAGUACGUAACCGACGAGAACAAGUUCAUCAGCAUCGGACCGAUCUACUACGAGUACGGCUCCGUGGUGCUCACCUUCGAGGACUCCAUGAAGGCGGUUCGCGCCUUCUACAAUCUCCGCGAGACGAUAAUCGAGGACAAGAAGCUGCUGGUGCUGCUGCUGCCGAACAUUGAGCCCAGCAUGGUGCCCUCCGAUGUGAGGCCACUGCUGGUCUUCGUCAACGUGAAGUCCGGUGGCUGCCAGGGACUGGAGCUGAUCUCCAGCUUUAGGAAGCUGCUGAAUCCCUAUCAGGUCUUCGAUCUGGACAACGGCGGUCCUCUGCCUGGAUUGUAUGUAUUCCGGCAAAUAACCAACUACAAGAUUCUAGUUUGCGGCGGCGACGGCACCAUUGGCUGGGUGCUGCAAUGCCUUGACAAUGUGGGCCAGGACUCGGAGUGCUCCAGUCCACCAUGCGCCAUAGUGCCGCUGGGAACUGGCAAUGAUUUGGCUCGCGUUUUGUGCUGGGGCUCCGGCUACACCGGCGGCGAGGAUCCACUGAACCUGCUGCGCGACGUCAUCGAGGCGGAGGAGAUCCGGCUGGACCGCUGGACGGUUGUCUUCCAUCCGGAGGACAAGCCCGAGGAGCCGGCCAUGAAGGCGCCCUCGCAAACAACCGGUAAGAAGAAGAAGGCACACCAAGCACACCUAUCGCAAUCGCAACAAACCAAUCAGCAUCAUCAAUUACCGGCUCUGACAUCGAGUGAUAUAUCAGGUGGUGCCCAGAACGAGGACAACUCACAGAUCUUCGUGAUGAACAACUACUUCGGCAUUGGAAUAGAUGCGGACCUCUGCCUGGACUUCCACAAUGCGCGAGAGGAGAAUCCCAACCAGUUCAAUUCGCGGCUGCGCAAUAAGGGCUACUAUGUGAAGAUGGGCCUGCGCAAGAUCGUAGGUCGCAAGGCUGUCAAGGAUCUGCACAAGGAGCUGCGCCUGGAGGUCGAUGGCAAGAUUGUCGAAUUGCCACCCGUCGAUGGUAUCAUCAUCUUGAAUAUUUUAAGCUGGGGCAGCGGUGCCAAUCCCUGGGGUCCCGACAAGGACGACCAGUUCUCCACACCCAACCAUUACGAUGGCAUGCUGGAAGUGGUGGGCGUUACGGGAGUGGUCCACUUGGGUCAAAUCCAAUCCGGAAUUCGUACGGCUAUGCGCAUAGCCCAGGGCGGUCAUAUCAAGAUACACCUUAAUACUGACAUGCCCGUUCAGGUGGAUGGAGAGCCUUGGAUCCAGAGUCCCGGCGAUGUGGUCGUCCUCAAGUCGGCCCUUAAGGCCACCAUGUUGAAAAAGAACAAGCUUAAAAUGAAACGCCGGAACACGGAACCCACCAUGAUGGUGGCCGGCUCGGCCGCCCCCCAGUUGUCCUUGGCCCUGCCGCCCAGUGUGGGCGAGGUGGGCGUGGCCGGGGAGGGCGCCGAGGGCGACGGCGGUACGAACAACACGGAUUUCUGAAUAUGGUACAGCGAGCGUCUGAUUUAACGUGCUAAUUCCAGCGCAGAACCAAAAACUGCACCACCCUACACCCCACAGACACCCCCACCCACGAUAAGCCCACCCGAUCCCCCACCCAGUCAGCAGCAAAAGCAGCAAAAGCAACAAAACCAACAAAAGCAGAAGAAGCAUCAGAAGCAAAAGGAGCAGGAGCAGAAGAAGAAGAAGAAGCAGAAACCACAUAGUCCAUAGUCCACACUGACCAAACAGCAGGCAACUCGAAAAUCAAAAGCUGUAAUCAAAAUUACUUGUAUGAAGGAGUCCAGUCCAAAAGAUUAGAUCGAAUUAUAUCGAAUUUCGAUCAGUUAUAGCAGCUCAGCGAACCCGGCCGCCGCCUUUCCACGUCUGUAAUAAGUACGUUAAACUCAAACAGCUCGAAUCCCCACAAUGUCCGCAAGCAGAAAGAGCUGCGGACAGACAGAAAACUAAACUAUGUAAUUCAAAUGUUAAACACAAAUACAAACAAUAGAGGGUAUAGUGUAAAAGAAGAUAUUCAAUUUCAAAACACUCAGCAAUAGUCUGGCCAAAGUUGUAUCAAAUUCAAGUUCAAUUAUGUUCCUUCUCGUUUUGUUCCUAUGUAAGCAACAGCAGAAACCGAUUAGUGAUACCGUUAAACAGAGAGAAGCGCAAACAGUAGUAAAUGAAACAGGGAGAAUGAAAAAAAAAAAAAAAACAAAAAACAAAGAGAAGCAAAGCUAAAGCUAGAGAAACCCAAAAAAACAACAAAACAAAAAGUACAAAAUUGUUGAAAAUUGUUUGUUAUAACUAAAUGAAAUCGCGUAAAAACCAAGUGAGAAACCCCAAAUUAUGUCAAAAAAAAAAAAAAAAACAAAGAAGAAGAAGAAAUGCUUUUACCAACUAGGUAAAUAUUGUUGUGUUCCAGCGAAACCAACGAGAACAGAAAAAACACCCAGCCAGGUCAAGAUACAAACGUGCAGCAGAUGCGGGAAAAUUUAUACGAAACUUUUUUUGUGUUGUGUGGAUCGAUUUGAUAUUGAAAAUUUGGAGAGGGGAAAAAGCUGCAAAUUGCAUAGUUGGCUAAAUACUAAUUGGGACGAACAAAAAUUGAAAACCGCAGGCGGGCUUAGCUUGUCCUGUUUGCCAUUGAAUUAAAUAGAACACCUUUGGAUUGUGCAAUUGGUAUGAAUUUUCUCCGCUGCUGUGCGUCCAAAAAAAAAAUAAAUAAAUAAGUGAAACCACGCGAAAUAGUAAAAUGCAUUUUCGAGAGUAGGUAACGGCAUCGCAAGUAUUUCACCUGCAUUUGUCUAAAAAUGAAGAAAACUUAUUUUGGAUGUGAAAUCCGACUAGUGGAAUGUGGAGACGCAAAAUCCGAAAACUACAAUUUCAACUUUAAAGCGCUUAUAAAGAAAACAAUUUUUGAAAGUUUUAUAACUAAUUUUACAUUACGUCUUAUGUGAACGACACGCCAACCACACACACACACACACACACACGAAGCCAGGGAUGUGGGCCAGGGAAGGGUCGAGUGCGGAUCCCCCGCCCUAGCGACUAUGCGCCUGCGCACUCGCCCCAUCUCUGGCACACUACACGAGCGACGACGUGGCCCAGUUGGGUGCGGGAAUAGCCGGAUCUCAGAGGGCGGGACGCACCCGGUUGCCGGCCCGCCGCCCACACAAGGUCACACCGAGAGACACACGCCCACGAACAGACCAGAGUUUUUCCCCCAAGCCGUCAGACACGCACUGCCAUGGAAAGGUCACGGAAAUCGCAUGGCAGUGUUCACCAAAAUCCAAAUCCAGGCCCAUUCUGCUGGCCCCGCCCUCGGGUCCGGAUUCGGCUUCCGGACAGGUGGGUGGGGUGGCGGCAGGGCGGGAGUUUGAGCUUAACACACCAAAAAAAAUGAAAAAAAAAAGAACACCACCACCCUUUGCGUUCGGCAAAUCACCUCCGGCUGCGAUUAAGGGGCUCAGUGCCUGGGGUUAAUCGGAGCACACUCGACCGAUUUCCGUGACAUACGUCUCUGCUCUUCCGGCAGAGAUCGGAGGACGCGCCCGGUGCCGCCAGUCGUCGGCUAUGCAAUGGAUUGAACGAAACAUGCGCCAGAGCCAAUUCUUAUAUUUGAACCA
Molecule: messenger RNA, 7791 nt
Organism: Drosophila gunungcola (fruit fly)
Lineage: Eukaryota; Metazoa; Arthropoda; Insecta; Diptera; Drosophilidae
Product: diacylglycerol kinase theta
Exons: 18
Coding region: 1052-5665 (1537 amino acids)
Biological process (GO): intracellular signal transduction; lipid phosphorylation; diacylglycerol metabolic process
Molecular function (GO): nucleic acid binding; ATP-dependent diacylglycerol kinase activity
Source: RefSeq, a predicted model, not a curated record